Molecule: messenger RNA, 2383 nt
Organism: Pseudophryne corroboree (corroboree frog)
Lineage: Eukaryota; Metazoa; Chordata; Amphibia; Anura; Myobatrachidae
Product: gastrula zinc finger protein XlCGF26.1-like
Exons: 3
Coding region: 99-2099 (666 amino acids)
Source: RefSeq, a predicted model, not a curated record
ACACACAGGAAGUGAUUUUUUUCAGGUCCGUUAGGCCACGUAGUUCUAACAUCUACCCGGCCAGUCUCCGUCAAGAUCAGGGGGAACAGCUGACUGAUAUGAAAAUAAAUUAUAUAGACAGAGAAGAAGAAAUGUAUGUGACUGAUAAGAAGCCAGAAGAUAUAGAGGGAGAAGAAGAGACGUAUGUGACUGAUAUGAAGGCAGAAGAUACAGAGGGAGAAGAAGAGACGUAUGUGACUGCUAUGAAGGCAGAAGAUACAGAGGGAGAAGAGGAGAUGUAUGUGACUGAUAUGAAGGCAGAAGAUAUAGAGGGAGAAGAAGAGACGUAUGUGACUGAUAUGAAGGCAGAAGAUAUAGAGGGAGAAGAAGAGACGUAUGUGACUGAUAUGAAGGCAGAAGAUACAGAGGGAGAAGAAGAGACGUAUGUGACUGCUAUGAAGGCAGAAGAUACAGAGGGAGAAGAGGAGAUGUAUGUGACUGAUAUGAAGGCAGAAGAUACAGAGGGAGAAGAAGAGACGUAUGUGACUGAUAUGAAGGCAGAAGAUAUAGAGGGAGAAGAAGAGACGUAUGUGACUGAUAUGAAGGCAGAAGAUAUAGAGGGAGAAGAAGAGACGUAUGUGACUGAUAUAAAGGCAGAAGAUAAAGAGGGAGAAGAAGAGACGUAUGUGACUAAUAUGAAGGCAGAAGAUACAGAGGGAGAAGAAGAGACGUAUGUAAGGGGUGAUCAGCAGUGUAAGGAGGAGGAAAUCCCUACAGAUAUCGGCACAGAUGGAGGCACAAGCCGGAAUGCCUUGGAGGGAGAUCUCAUCUUGUCUGCAGAUACUAAAACAGAAGAUAACAUCACACAGGAUUCUCCAGGAGACAGUGCUGUUAUGCUAAAUAUACAUCCAGUACCUCACAGCGCAGAUAUAUCAUCCAAUCCCUCUAAUCACGAUGACUAUUCUCCUGAUACCUCCGCUUUUGUAACACAUAGUGCAGCUCAUACACCUGAUAAUAUAUUUCCCUGUUCCGAGUGUGGGAAAUGUUUUACACUUAAAUCACAUCUUGUUACACAUCAGAGAAGUCACACAGGUGAGAAGCCAUUUCCAUGCUCUGAGUGUGGGAAAUGUUUUACACUUAAAUCAUAUCUUGUUACACAUCAGAGAAGUCACACAGGUGAGAAGCCAUUUCCAUGCUCUGAGUGUGGGAAAUGUUUUACACUUAAAUCAUAUCUUGUUACACAUCAGAGAAGUCACACAGGUGAGAAGCCAUUUCCAUGCUCUGACUGUGGGAAAUGUUUUACACUUAAAUCACAUCUUGUUAGCCAUCAGAGAAGUCACACAGGUGAGAAGCCAUUUCCAUGCUCUGAGUGUGGGAAAUGUUUUACACUUAAAUCAUAUCUUGUUACACAUCAGAGAAGUCACACAGGUGAGAAGCCAUUUCCAUGCUCUGAGUGUGGGAAAUGUUUUACACUUAAAUCAUAUCUUGUUACACAUCAGAGAAGUCACACAGGUGAGAAGCCAUUUCCAUGCUCUGAGUGUGGGAAAUGUUUUACACAGAAAUCACAUCUUGUUACACAUCAGAGCAGUCACACAGGUGAAAAGCCAUUUACAUGCUCUGAGUGUGGGAAAUGUUUUACACAGAAAUUAAACCUGGUUAGCCAUCAGAGCAGUCACACAGGUGAGAAGCCAUUUCCAUGCUCUGAGUGUGGGAAAUGUUUUACACUUAAAUCAAAUCUUGUUAGCCAUCAGAGAAGUCACACAGGUGAGAAGCCAUUUCCAUGCUCUGACUGUGGGAAAUGUUUUAGAUGGAAAUCACAAAUUGUUACACAUCAGAGCAGUCACACAGGUGAGAAGCCAUUUCCAUGCUCUGAGUGUGGGAAAUGUUUUACACUUAAAUCAUAUCUUGUUAGACAUCAGAGAAGUCACACAGGUGAGAAGCCAUUUCCAUGCUCUGACUGUGGGAAAUGUUUUACACAGAAAUCACAUCUUGUUACACAUCAGAGAAGUCACACAGGUGAAAAGCCAUUUCCAUGCUCUGAGUGUGGAAAAUGUUUUACACGUAAAUCACAUCUUGUUACGCAUCAGAUUUCACACAGGAGAAGCAUUACUAUGAGUUGAUACAAAACAGGGUAGAAGCAACACUCCUGUCACACACUAUUUUAACACGUUAUGUUAUCCUUCCACAGAUAAUUGGAAUGUGUGUCAUUAAUAUAAGAUGACUAGAUCACUCCAGCAAAACUUUUAGUAAUUUCUCCUAAAUAUUUUUCUGUAUAAUAUUUCCUAUAUAUGUAAUUUAGUCUAGAUGUUGCCAGCACUCUCCACAGUAAUACCAGACCACAUAGCUGUUAUGUAUGGGUUACAUUGUAUGGAUUUCAGUCACAGAUAAAUGAUAAAACACAUUA